Molecule: messenger RNA, 460 nt
Organism: Hibiscus syriacus
Lineage: Eukaryota; Viridiplantae; Streptophyta; Magnoliopsida; Malvales; Malvaceae
Product: auxin-responsive protein SAUR50-like
Exons: 1
Coding region: 1-375 (124 amino acids)
Biological process (GO): response to auxin
Source: RefSeq, a predicted model, not a curated record
AUGAAAGGGAAGUUUCUAAAUGCAUGCUUCACAAAAUGGAGGAAGAUGGGGAAUAGUGUCAUACCUUGUAGCAGUUGCGAGUGCUGUUAUCAGUGGGCAAAGUGGCCGAGUUGCAUGCACGAAGGAAGCUCGAUACCUCAAGAUGUGCCAAAGGGUCACUUAGUGGUGUAUGUUGGUAACAAGUAUAAGAGGUUUGUGAUAAAAAUCACGUUGCUUAAGCACCCACUAUUCAAGGCAUUGCUGGAUCAAGCUCGGGAUGAAUAUGAUUUCAACAAUGAUUCCAAACUCUGCAUUCCAUGUGAUGAAAGCCUCUUCCUCGAUGUUGUUCGACGUGCGGGCUUUCCGCCACAUCAAACACCAUCUCUGCGUCUUUAGGAAUUCAUUCUAGAAAUGUGAUUAAUAUUCACCAAGUUUGACUCCAACUGAGAACGCCAAUAUGUAGUAUACAAAAUAGAUUUUU